AUGUCCACCGCCUCUCUCCCAACGCCGUUGCCCACCAAGCCACUCGGCACCGAUGGACCGAUCGUCCCAGCCAUGGCCGUCGGCAUGAUGUCCCUCGGAGGCGCGUACGGGCCCGGCGGCGACGACCCAUCGCGCCUCGCGUUCCUCGACGCCCUGUACGCCAUUGGGGCCCGACACUGGGACAACGCCGACAUCUACGGCGACUCGGAGGAUCUGGUCGGCAAAUGGAUCACGGCGAACCCGGAGAAGCGAAAGGACGUCUUCCUCACGACAAAGUUUGGCUUCACGGGGACCAUCACCACGCGGGCCCUCAACAGCGACCCGGCGUACGUCAAAGAGGCGUGUGCGCGGUCCCUCGAGCGGUUGAAGACCGACUACAUCGAUCUGUACUACUGUCACCGCGUCGACGGCAAGACGCCGAUUGAAGAGACGGUCAAGGCCAUGGUCGAGCUCAAGAAUCAAGGCAAAAUCAAAUACAUCGGCCUGUCCGAGGUGACGGCGUCGACCAUACGCCGAGCACAUGCCGUCCACCCCAUCACGGCCCUACAGAUCGAGUACUCGCCGUGGGCGCUCGACAUUGAAACCAUCUCCGGGCCCGGAGCGGGACCACCCUCGAUCCUCGACACUUGCAAGGAACUAGGCAUCGCCGUCGUCGCCUACUCGCCUCUCGGCCGCGGCUUCCUGACCGGCGCCAUCAAGUCCCCAGCCGACGUCGCAGGCGACUGGCGCAAGAUGCUCCCGCGCUUCCAGCCCGAGAACUUUGACAAGAACUUCGAGCUGGUCCGGAAGAUCGAGGAGAUCGCGCGCAGCAAAGGCGUCACGCCGAGCCAGCUUGUCCUGGCGUUCCUCCUGGCGCAGUGGGACGGCGUGCAUCCGUUGUUCGGCACAAAGAGUGUCGACCGCGCAGAGGAGAACCUAGCCGCCCUGUCGGUGAAGCUGACCGACGACGAGAUCAGGGCCGUGCGAAAGGCCUGUGACGACUGUGUCAUUACUGGCUCGAGGUAUCCUGAAGGAGCGACGUUGCUGUUGCUAGGCGAGACACCAGAGUUGAAGAAAGCUUGA
Molecule: messenger RNA, 1062 nt
Organism: Exophiala spinifera
Lineage: Eukaryota; Fungi; Ascomycota; Eurotiomycetes; Chaetothyriales; Herpotrichiellaceae
Exons: 2
Coding region: 1-1062 (353 amino acids)
Cellular component (GO): cytoplasm
Source: RefSeq, a predicted model, not a curated record